UCAUGUAUAUUUCUCGUGAAUUGCAUCACUUAUUGUUAUUGCACAGCCUACUCAGAAAGUGUAAACAGCUUCGAGGUCAUGAUUUGUUUCGCAGAAUUUUUUCAGUUCGGUCAACAUAUUCUAUUCUACCACCAUUAAAUGUACUGUAUCUGUUUUGUGACAGGUUUCCUGUGGCCAGGGCAGAUAUGUGACUCUAGUACUGUGAGGGGACACCAUUCAAGAACAUGAAGUUUGGAAUGGUGACCGCCUCUUGCAGUGAGCGUUGGGGAAUCAAUCGAGGACGACUGGAGCAUCCACAGUAUCUCAGCAGUGCAAACUGCACACAUCUCUUGCCUUAGAGAGAGAGCUGAGGCCAUUUAGUGGAAUCAUCAGGCUUUGUCCGUGAAUUGAUUGCCAGGCAUCUGAGAAGUCAGUGGGGAUGAAAGUUUGACUAUUGGCUAACACUGCUCGUGAUACUUUGAAGACCUUGCAUUUCAUGUCUCCUAGAAUGAGGCUUGAGUGUUUCUUCAGACUUGUGUCUGUUCUUAGUAGUUCAGUGGUGCCUGAUUUAAAAAGGCAUCACUGACGGUUACAAUACUUUACAUUUUGCAUCAUCUCUGCCAUUGGAAGAAACCCAAUGUCUGCCUGCAGCAGCUCAGCUCCUCCGUCCUUUCCCAAAGCCUACCUCCACUCACAAAUCCCAGCCGUGCCUCUGACCCCCUCACCAUCGCCGAGCCCCCCGGGACCCCUCUACAGCCGCCUGUCCAACGGGAGUCACGGGAGUCACACUCACAGCGCUCCCAGCCCCACUAACUCCCGCAGCUCCUUCCAUGGCGUGUCCUUCCUCCUCCAGAUUGGCCUGACCAGAGAGAUGGUGAACCUGGAAAACCAUGACCUGUCGCUGUCUGCUGUCAAAGACCUGGUCUGCUCUAUAGUCGACCAAAAGUUCCCAGAGUGUGGCUUCUUUGGCAUGUAUGACAAAAUCCUGCUCUUCCGCCAUGACUUGAACUCUGAGAACAUCCUCCAGAGGCUGACAUCAGCAGAGGAUAUCCACGAGGGAGAUCUGAUAGAGGUGGUGCUCUCUGCUUUAGCCACAGUAGGGGACUUCCAGAUCCGGCCCCAUGCUCUAUAUGUCCACUCCUACAAAGCGCCCACCUUCUGUGACUACUGUGGGGAGAUGCUAUGGGGCCUCGUCCGCCAGGGGCUCAAAUGUGAAGGUUGUGGGCUGAACUAUCACAAGCGCUGUGUCUUCAAGAUCCCCAACAACUGCAGUGGGGUGAGGAAGAGACGUCUGUCCAACGUCUCCCCGCCGGGCCCCUCGCUCUCAGUCCCCCGGCCCCUCCCUGGUCCCACCGAACAUGCUGUGGUCGUCCUGGAGGAGCAGCGCUCCCACCAGGAGGCAGGGAAGAGGAUCCUGUCAUGGAGUGGCCGGCCCAUCUGGAUGGAGAAGAUGGUGCUGGGGCGAGUCAAGGUGCCUCACACCUUCGCCAUCCACACCUACACCCGGCCAACCAUCUGUCAGUACUGCAAACGGCUGCUCAAGGGCCUGUUCCGCCAGGGCAUGCAGUGCAAAGAUUGUAAAUUCAAUUGCCAUAAGCGGUGUGCAUCAAAGGUACCAAGAGACUGCUUGGGCGAGGUUUCCUUCAAUGGAGAGCCUGCCAGCCCGGGACCUGACUCUGACAGUACCAUGGAGGUGGAUAGUAGUGAUGUGGAGAGCACCAGAGGACUACUGGAUGACUCUGAGGAACCUUCAACCCCAGAACACAAGAUGUUCUACAUAGACUCUCCUUUCCUGGACCGCGAGAAGGACGAGGAGCCGAUCAAGACCAUCAGCCCAUCCACCAGCAGUAACAUCCCUCUGAUGCGGGUGGUCCAGUCCAUCAAACAGACCAAGAGGAGGAGCUCCACCAUGGUGAGGGAGGGCUGGAUGGUCCACUACACCAGCAGAGACAACCUGAGGAAGAGACACUACUGGAGGCUGGACACCAAGAGCCUCAGCCUGUUCCAGAACGACACUGGAGCCAAGUUUUAUAAGGAGAUCCCUCUCUCAGAGAUCCUGCAGGUGGAACAGUCGAGGGACCUCAGUAGCCUAGCCCAGGGCAGCAACCCACACUGCUUUGAAAUCAUCACCUCCACCAUGGUCUACUACGUUGGGGAGAACAACGGGGGCCAAUACCACAGCCCCGCGCUGACAGCCUCAGGCGUGGGCAUGGAGGUGGCCCAGGGCUGGGAGAAGGCCAUCCGUCAGGCCCUGAUGCCUGCCACACCCCAGCCCAGUGUGGCCACCGCAGCCAGGCAGGGGAAGGACCACAAACAAGAGGUGUCUAUCAGCAUAUCUGUGUCCAACUGCCAGAUACAGGAGAAUGUGGAUAUCAGCUCUGUAUACCAGAUCUUCUCUGAUGAGGUGCUAGGAUCUGGACAGUUUGGGAUUGUGUAUGGAGGGAAACACAGAAAGACUGGAAGAGAUGUGGCAAUCAAGGUGAUUGACAAGAUGAGGUUUCCUACCAAGCAGGAGAGCCAACUGAGGAACGAAGUGGCCAUUCUCCAGAACCUUCACCAUCCUGGCAUCGUCAACCUGGAGUGUAUGUUCGAGACGCCUGAGAGGGUGUUUGUUGUCAUGGAGAAGCUCCAUGGAGACAUGCUGGAGAUGAUCCUGUCCAGUGAGAAGAGCAAGCUCCCAGAACGCAUCACCAAGUUCCUGGUCACACAGAUCCUGGUGGCUUUGAGACAUCUGCAUUUCAAGAACAUCGUCCACUGUGACCUGAAGCCCGAGAACGUGCUGCUGGCCUCAGCAGAACCCUUCCCUCAGGUUAAACUGUGUGACUUUGGCUUUGCCCGUAUCAUCGGUGAGAAGUCGUUCAGGCGUUCGGUGGUGGGUACUCCGGCCUACCUGGCCCCAGAGGUGCUGCGUAGUAAGGGAUACAACCGCUCCUUGGACAUGUGGUCAGUGGGGGUCAUCGUUUACGUCAGCCUCAGCGGGACAUUCCCCUUCAACGAGGACGAGGACAUUAACGACCAGAUCCAGAACGCUGCCUUCAUGUACCCACCCCAGCCAUGGAAGGAGAUCUCUGCAGACGCUACAGAUCUCAUUAACAACCUCCUACAAGUGAAGAUGAGGAAGCGGUACAGUGUGGACAAGUCCCUCAGCCAUCCUUGGCUACAGGACUACCAGACGUGGCUGGACCUCAGGGAGUUUGAAACACGGUGUGGCGAGCGUUACAUCACCCACGAGAGUGACGAUGUGCGCUGGGAGGAGCAUGCAGACGAGCAUAGCCUGGUCCACCCUAAACACUUCAUUAUGGCGCCCAACCUGGACGAUAUGGAGGAGGGCCCCUAGUGGCCAAGAAGCCAUGUUACAGGUUACAGGUGUGGCCAAGAGGAAAACGUCAGGAACCUCUGCAGGUUGUUGACCUUUGGAAGCAUUCCCUCUAAAACUGGUUGGGAAAGGGUCAGACACCCCUGUGCAGGGACUGUGUGACAGAGGAUUCUGACCCAAGACUCUGUGGUUAGACAUACUGCCACAGGGAGCAGACAGGUGGCUCUGUGGAGGCCCCUGUUUCUUUAGGACACCGCAGUGGAACCAAAAACUUUGGGAGAAAGACAUUUCUUUUCUUUUUUUCUUUUUUUUUCUUAUCUUGUAGAAUCAUUCCAGCUCAACUUCAUUGGUCCUUUUGGGAAAUACAUCAUUAUUACAAACCAAAGGACAAUUAAAGUUGAAGGGAUAUCAUUUCCUCAACAUUAGGAGUGAGUAAUGGUAUGCCAUUCUACCUGUGAAGGGCUUACAGAGUAGUGAGCUUAAAGGGCACUUAUCACAAGGGAUUUGUAUCCACAGAAAGAUUGGAAUGCGUAGGUAUUUGCAAACACAACUUUGUGCUUAUUCCAAGACAGUUUUGAAACCAUGUCCUUUGAUGGUAUGAAACUGGAACUCUCAUUUGUAUGUAGAUGUUGUACUUUACUAAUGGGAGGUAGAUUUUUGCACUAUACUACCAUCAAGCCUAACAAUUUGAAGUUGAAAAGUUAAAGCUGCUACAUCAGUUUCCCUAGAGAAAAUGACAGAAAGUGUUGACUGACACAUAACUUAAAGUUUGUGCUAAGAGCUUGAUACAGUAAUGCCUAGGUGAGUAGCAUAGAGAUUGUGAAAAUGGCUGCAAUACAAAGCCUUUAGUAGAGCACCUGUCAUAAACAGUGAGCAAGUAAAUCAAAAGGCGCAGGGACCAAAGACUGAAUCCAGCUAAUUGAUAUUAUUCAUCUUCAAUUUCCCUGUCUUCACAUGACCAAUAACUCAUCUGUUUUUCUAAUGGCUGUCUUAUCAUUGUGGUUCACUCUACUUCGUUGUCUAGAAAGUGGCUUGACUAUUGUACAUUCCAAGCAGGGUUCGAGCCAAACCUGGUGAUGGGGCCACUACCCCUCAAGGUAUUACAGUAGCUAUCUACAGUUGAAGUCAGAAGUUUACAUACACUUAGGUUGGAGUCUUUAAAACUCGUUUUUCAA
Messenger RNA from Salvelinus namaycush (lake trout), 4470 nucleotides. Its product is annotated as serine/threonine-protein kinase D3-like. The transcript has 17 exons. Lineage: Eukaryota; Metazoa; Chordata; Actinopteri; Salmoniformes; Salmonidae. Gene Ontology annotation, biological process: protein phosphorylation. Bases 617 to 3316 code for a protein of 899 amino acids. Gene Ontology annotation, molecular function: ATP binding; protein serine/threonine kinase activity. The record is from RefSeq and is a predicted model, not a curated record.